AUGAACUUAUUAGAUGUGGAGAAUGGGAUGAAAAACGGCUGCGUUUCGCUUCCUUUCGAGUUACAACCAGAGACCAUAGCGAUCCAAGAAGCUGUCAAAGUCAUAUUAAAAGGUCUUGGUGAAGAUCUCAAUCGUGAAGGCAUUAAAAAAACUCCAUUUCGUGUCGCCAAGGCUCUCCGACAAGGAACCAGAGGUUAUAAACAAAAAGUAAAAGACUUUGUACAGAGUGCUCUGUUUCCAGAGACAGGGCUAGACGAUGGACAAGCAGGAGGAGUUGGUGGUCUUGUAGUUAUCCGAGAUCUUGAUCACUACUCUUACUGUGAAUCUUGUUUACUUCCUUUUCAAGUCAAGUGUCACAUAGGAUACGUCCCUUCUGGCCAACGUGUUCUUGGCCUAAGCAAGUUCUCUAGAGUCACUGACGUUUUCGCUAAGCGGCUCCAGGAGCCUCAGCGUUUAGCUGAUGAGAUAUGUUCAGCUCUGCAGCAUUGGGUGGAACCUUCUGGAGUUGCUGUGGUUCUUCAGUGCUCUCAUCCUCACCAUGGUUUUGUGGAGUUAAUAACGGUUAAAUCCGGUUCAGGGAGUUUUGAGGAUGAGAGUUCGGAGCUUUGGUGUGAGUUUCUGACUCUUUUGAAGUUCAAAGGCGUGAAACUAAGUAGAGAUGUCUCUGUGGUGGGAGACUGGUGCCCGUUUGUUACUGAGAACUCAGAUGCAGACUCAGAAAUGGUAUCUGCUGUAGUCUCUAUUCUGAGAGCUUUAGGAGAAGAUCCCUCAAGGAAAGAGCUAGUUUCCACUCCGAACCGGUUCCUUAAAUGGAUGAUGAAGUUCCAGAACGUUAACUUUGAGAUGAAACUGAACAGAUUGGACUGCAAAUUUGAGGAGAGAAGAUUGUGUUGUGAGAUGAAUAUCAAGUUUUGGUCAAUGUGUGAGCAUCAUUUACUUCCUUUCUAUGGAGUUGUGCAUGUUGGUUACUUCUGUGGUGAUGGGUCCAAACCUGUGGAGAGGUCGUUGGUGGAGUCUAUUGUAAAGUUUUAUGGGUUUAAGCUCCAAGUGCAAGAGAGGAUGACUAGGCAAAUAGCUGAGACAUUGUCACCACAGGUUCAUGGGGAUGUGAUUGUGGUGGCAGAAGCUGCGCAUACUUGUAUGAUCUCCAGGGGGAUUGAGAAGUUUGGAAGUAGUACAGCUACAGUUGCGGUUUUAGGUCGGUUUUCGAGUGACCUUUCAGCAAGAACUAAGUUUCUAGAGAGUAUUCAGAAAACAUAGUAGAAGAGAGGCAUAUUGUCUCUUACAUGAUUAGAGGAUCAAAGACAAAUCAGUGUGUUCUACUUGAUUCCUUCUUUUUACCAUUGUUUUUGUGUUAUGAUUUCUCAUGCCUAAGUAUUUUUGGUUUUGGCUUUGAAAUGUAUUUGCUAUGUUCUUCUGAUUAUAAUAC
Molecule: messenger RNA, 1429 nt
Organism: Eruca vesicaria subsp. sativa (arugula)
Lineage: Eukaryota; Viridiplantae; Streptophyta; Magnoliopsida; Brassicales; Brassicaceae
Source: the annotation of a GenBank genome assembly